Elgaria multicarinata webbii is the source of this 2213-nucleotide messenger RNA. It is a transcript of the gene MON1A, whose product is annotated as MON1 homolog A, secretory trafficking associated. The record is from RefSeq and is a predicted model, not a curated record. Gene Ontology annotation, cellular component: Mon1-Ccz1 complex. Bases 230 to 1882 code for a protein of 550 amino acids. The transcript has 6 exons. Lineage: Eukaryota; Metazoa; Chordata; Lepidosauria; Squamata; Anguidae. Gene Ontology annotation, biological process: vesicle-mediated transport; protein secretion; protein targeting to vacuole.
AGGGCAGAAUCAGCUGGUUGGUUUGGGAAGCAUGUCCGUGACGCCGCUGAUAGAGUCUCCAAAGGAGGCAGUAGCAGGCUGAACACUCCCUCCUCUUCCCUUGGAAGAUUACGUUCUUCCCUUUCUGCUUAAACAUCACAGGCAGCAGGAGAACCGGACGCACUCACUGACGCUGUUCAGCGCCUUAGCAGGCUGCUCCUGUCAAAGCUGUCCCAGUAGCUUCCAAGGAAUGGCUGCUGAUGUUUACAAGAAGAAGGGCGGAGAUGCGCUCAAUGGGUCAUUGGCCCCAGGUGAUGGACAGCAUGCCGAGAGGUCAGAAAGUCCUACGCCAGGUCUCGUUCAAGGCACAGAACCAGGGGCAGGCCAAGAGGGAGCCAUGUUUGUUCACGCUCAGUCGUAUGAGGACCUGACCGGCACAGAUAACCAGGAUGCAGCUCCCCAGAGCCCAGAUGAGAGAGAAGAGGCCCAGGCCGACCAGACAAAGAUGGAAGAGAUCAGCAAGGACUUCAGUGAAUUGAGCACGCAGCUCACGGGUAUAGCGCUCAACUUGGAAGAAGAGAUAAGGCAGAGCCAUGAGGACACGGUGCCGCUCUCACCACAGGCCUCGCGCCGAGAUUCGGUCCUGUCAGGGAAGGAGGAAGAAGACAUAACCAUGGAUGCUUGGCGCAUGCACCAGAAGCAUAUCUUUGUUCUAAGUGAAGCAGGCAAGCCAGUGUACUCCCGCUAUGGGUCUGAAGAGGCCCUGUCCAGCACCAUGGGGGUGAUGAUGGCUCUUGUAUCCUUUCUAGAAGCAGAGAAGAAUGCCAUCAGGUCUAUUCAUGCAGCAGAUGGGUACAAGGUGGUGUUUGUGCGCAGGAGUCCCCUUGUGCUGGUUGCUGUGGCUCAGACGCGGCAGUCAGAGCAAGAAAUUGCUCAAGAGCUCCUCUAUAUCUACUACCAGAUGGUCAGCCUCUUGACAUGGACCCAGCUCCACCGCAUCUUCCAGCAGAAGCAGAACUAUGACCUGCGCAGGCUGCUGGCAGGCUCCGAGCGCAUCACGGACAACUUGCUAGACCUGAUGGCUAGGGACCCCAGCUUCCUGAUGGGGGCUGUACGUUGCCUACCUAUGGCAGCUGGAGUCAGGGAUGCUGUGAGUGCCUGCCUCCAGCAAGCCAAAGCUAAAAGUCUGGUGUUCGGCAUCCUCCUGUCCAAGAACCAGCUGGUGUCUCUGGUGAGGAAAAAGGACCAGUUUUUACAUCCAAUUGACCUCCACUUGCUCUUUAAUCUCAUUAGUUCAUCCUCCUCGUUUAGAGAAGGAGAAGCCUGGACUCCCAUCUGCCUGCCCAAGUUCAACUCCAGUGGUUUCUUCCAUGCUCACAUUUCGUAUUUGGAACAAGACACGGACUUGUGCCUUCUCCUGAUCUCCACUGAGCGGGAGGACUUCUUUACCAUGUCCGACUGCAAGCACAGGUUCCAAGAACGCCUGAAAAAGCGUGGUGUCUAUCACGCCCUCUUGGAGGCACUACGCACUCCUUUCUAUUCUGUCGCCCAGGUGGGAAUCCCAGACCUCCGACACUUCAUCUACAAAUCUAAGAGUUCAGGACUCUUCACCAGCCCAGAAAUUGAUGCUCCCUAUAUCACGGAAGAGGAAAAGGAGAGGCUUCUGGGAUUGUAUCAGUAUUUACACAGCCGGGCCCAUAAUUCCUCCCGACCUUUAAAUAACAUUUAUUACACAGGAUCAAAUGAAAACCUCCUUGCUUGGGUGACGAGUGCAUUUGAGCUCUAUGUAUGCUUCAGCCCUUUGGGAACCAAAGCAGCGGCAGUCAGUGCUGCCAGCAAACUUAUGAAGUGGAUCCGCAAGGAAGAGGACAGGCUCUUUAUAUUAACACCCCAGACUUACUGACUGCUGUAGUGGCCAGUACUAUCUGUCCGGUGGUCACUGAGCUCCUUGGUGCCUGUGAAUGUCCAAAGGAACAUUCCUCACCCUUCUGGUGGGGCUGUAGACACUCUCUCUCUCUCUCUCUCUCUCUCUCUCUCUCUCUCUCUCUCUCUCUCUCUCUGUCUGAGGUAGGUUUCUGCCCCAACCAUGAAUGGAGAUGUGGGGUGUGGAGGAAGAGAAGAAGAAACAGGUCUGUGGGAAAGAGAGCAUUCUGCCCACAGGCGAUAUCUGGGAAGGAGACAUAUUUCAGUUUGCACUAGAUUUUGGACAUUAAGACUACUGUAUCUGGAACUGA